This is a messenger RNA of Giardia duodenalis, 606 nucleotides long. RefSeq names its product putative GINS complex protein. The transcript has a single exon. Gene Ontology annotation, biological process: DNA replication; double-strand break repair via break-induced replication. Gene Ontology annotation, cellular component: GINS complex; nucleus. Lineage: Eukaryota; Fornicata; Diplomonadida; Hexamitidae. Bases 1 to 606 code for a protein of 201 amino acids. The record is from RefSeq and is a predicted model, not a curated record.
AUGGAGACUACCGAUUUAGCUCCCGCAAGUGACAGCUUUACCACAGCAUAUUUUGAGGGCCAGGAUACCCUUGUUACUGUGUCCAUGCGAGGGACUAUUCGCGAGACCAUCAAUCUUCUAAACCUUCAGAUACACGGGCUUCAUUGCUAUCGAAGCGCAGAGGUUCCACUCUACCUUGCUCUGCAGCUCUUUGAUACACAGCAGGCUACAAUAUGCAUGCCAGAGUGGUUGAAACUGGAUAGAACGCGCACUUAUAUCAAUAAUGAGAUGGAGAACCCUGGUCUCCAGGAGUUACAGCCACACUUCUUUGAGGUUUCGAGAAGACUGCUUAUAGUAUUUCGAGAGCACCCCGACGAGCAUGCAUCUGCUGACCUUUCGGGAAGCGCCACACUGCUGGCAAUUGAGUUCAAUCUCAACAAUCUCUUUGAUAUCCGUCGGCAGAAACUGAAGGACAUCAUCGACACAGCCAUAGGAAACCGUCUGGCUCCAAAUCUUACUAAUGCCACCAAGUUCGAGCUGAUUGGCUUAAACACUUACAAACAAUUCUCAGACAGUUUCUCGGAAAUUCACCACUUGUCCCUCUAUGACUCUGCAAACAGUGCCUAG